CCUCCCCGGCCGCCCCCCGCCCACGGGCCGCCCCCCGGGCCCCGCGUCCUUUCCCCCGCUGGCGGGGCCCGGACAGAAGAUGGUGCAGAAGAAAACAGCCGAACUUCAGGGCUUCCAUCGUUCGUUCAAGGGGCAGAAUCCUUUCGAGCUGGCCUUCUCCCUGGACCAGGCCCACCACGGGGAGGCGGACUUCAGCCUGGAGUGCCCAGCCCGCCCUGAUAUGCCCUCGAGCCAGCCCAUCGACAUCCCAGACGCCAAGAAGAGGGCCAAGAAGAAGAAGCGCUGCAGGGCCACCGACAGCUUCUCAGGCAGGUUCGAAGAUGUCUACCAGCUGCAGGAGGACGUGCUCGGGGAGGGGGCCCACGCCCGCGUGCAGACCUGUAUCAACCUCAUCACCAACCAGGAGUACGCCGUCAAGAUCAUCGAGAAGCAGCCAGGCCACAUUCGGAGCAGGGUUUUCCGGGAAGUGGAGAUGUUGUACCAGUGCCAGGGACACAGGAACGUGCUAGAGCUGAUCGAGUUCUUUGAGGAGGAGGACCGCUUCUACCUGGUGUUUGAGAAGAUGCGGGGCGGCUCCAUCCUGAGCCACAUCCACAAGCGGCGGCACUUUAACGAGCUGGAGGCCAGCGUGGUCGUGCAGGACGUGGCCAGCGCCCUGGACUUCCUGCACAACAAAGGCAUCGCCCACAGGGACCUAAAGCCAGAAAACAUCCUCUGUGAGCACCCCAACCAGGUCUCCCCGGUGAAGAUCUGCGACUUCGACCUGGGCAGCGGCAUCAAACUCAACGGGGACUGCUCGCCCAUCUCCACCCCGGAGCUGCUCACCCCGUGCGGCUCGGCCGAGUACAUGGCGCCGGAGGUGGUGGAGGCCUUCAGCGAGGAGGCCAGCAUCUACGACAAGCGCUGCGACCUCUGGAGCCUGGGCGUCAUCCUCUACAUCCUGCUCAGCGGCUACCCGCCCUUCGUGGGCCGCUGCGGCAGCGACUGCGGCUGGGACCGCGGCGAGGCCUGCCCGGCCUGCCAGAACAUGCUGUUUGAGAGCAUCCAGGAGGGCAAGUAUGAGUUCCCUGACAAGGACUGGGCCCACAUCUCUUUCGCCGCCAAAGACCUCAUCUCGAAGCUCCUCGUCCGUGACGCCAAGCAGCGGCUCAGUGCCGCGCAGGUCCUGCAGCACCCCUGGGUGCGGGGGUGCGCCCCGGAGAACACCCUGCCCACGCCCAUGGUUCUGCAGAGGAACAGCUGUGCCAAAGACCUCACGUCGUUCGCGGCCGAGGCCAUCGCCAUGAACCGGCAGCUGGCCCAGCGUGAGGAGGACGCGGCUGAGGAGGCAGGGCAGGGCCAGCCCGUGGUCAUCCGAGCUACCUCACGCUGCCUGCAGCUGUCGCCGCCCUCCCAGUCCAAGCUGGCUCAGCGGCGGCAGCGAGCCAGCCUGUCCGCGGCCCCCGUGGUCCUGGUUGGGGACCAUGCGUGACCCCUCCCUCCCUCUGUACAUAGGUCCCCCCGCCCCCGUCAAAUCUAAAGAUUUUUUUAAGCUACGGCCAGCCGGUGACCAGCAGGCUGCCCUCCCCCGGCUGGAUUCCCAGGCGCUGAGCUCAGCGGGGGGGCUCUUUUAUAUGAGGUUUUUGCUGUUGGGUUUUUUCCUUAUCUCUGUCCUGCCUCCCGUUUUUUUUUUUCCCCGUUUAAUGGUGUUAAAAGCAGAGCAGGCGCCCGGGCUGGGGGGGAGUGGGGGUGUCGCUGGGUCUGCCCUCCCCCAGCCUCGGAUGCUCACCUACUGUGAAAGGCCCCCCGUGCUGCACACCC
Messenger RNA from Ceratotherium simum simum (southern white rhinoceros), 1800 nucleotides. NCBI's taxonomy places the organism in Eukaryota, Metazoa, Chordata, Mammalia, Perissodactyla, Rhinocerotidae. The record is from RefSeq and is a predicted model, not a curated record.